CUGCAAAUGUGUCACCAAUCGGUUCGGUGCCUCGGUCUUCCCAUCAGCCGGUGUUGUAUAAUAUCCCGCCAGCGGAACCAUUCAAAACAAUGGCCUUCCGGAUGUGUUUUCGCUCCAAAGUGUUGCCCCGGGACCAUUUUAUCCGGCGUCCCACCGUCGGUCAGGUGCGCAACGUAUCGGUAAACAGUACGGGGCCGAGUUCGAAAGAAAUCCGGCGUCAGUUCAUAGACUACUUUACCGUCAAACACAACCAUCGAUUGAUACGAUCGAGCUCGUUGAUUCCGUUCAACGAUAGUACGAUCGCGUUUGUGAAUGCCGGCAUGAACCAGUUUAAAAAUGUCUUCCUUGGGACGGCCGAUCGGCCCUGCCAGCGGGCGGUCAACUCGCAGAAAUGUGUGCGUGUAGGUGGCAAACAUAACGAUCUGUCUGUCGUCGGUACGGAUAGCUAUCAUCACACGUUUUUCGAGAUGCUCGGCAACUGGUCGUUUGGGGAUUAUUUUAAGCGGGAUGCUUGUGCAAUGGCCUGGGAUUUGCUCAAGAAUGUGUAUUGGAUUGAUAUGGAUCGUGUGUACGUUACGUAUUUCGGGGGAGACAGCAGGUUGAACCUGCAGGCGGAUGAAGAGUGUCGCGAGAUUUGGCUCAGUUUGGGGGUUCCUGCGGACCGUGUUCUUCCGUUCGGUGCACGUGACAAUUUCUGGGAGAUGGGAAACUCUGGUCCCUGCGGUCCAUGCACCGAGAUACAUCUGGACCUUUCAAACGAGUACAAGAAUACGAACGCGCGACAACACCUGGUGAAUGCCGGUGUGCCAGAUCUGACCGAGAUUUGGAACAUUGUUUUUAUACAGUACAAUCGUGCGCUGGAGGAUGGCACGAUCAGCAAUCUACCUCAACGGCACGUGGAUACGGGAAUGGGGUUGGAAAGAGUGGUUGCCCAUUUGCAGGGUAAGCUAAGCAAUUACGACACGGAUCUAUUCGAACCGAUCUUCAGGCGUAUUCAGAAGGUGACGAAAGUGGAACCAUACCGAGGAAGCUUUCGGUUCACCGAUAGCCACUACGAACUAGACACUGGUUAUCGAAUUAUGGCUGACCACAGUAGAAUGAUCACGGCUUGUUUGGCUGAUGGAAUGUUUCCCUCCCAGAACCACAAACUACGUCGCAUCAUUCGUAAAUCGCUUGCCCUAGCAAAUCGUACCUUCCGCCAGCCGGAACUGUUGUGCGAAACCAUCCCCAGCGUGGUGGACGUUCUGGGCGAUGUGUAUCCCGAGAUGGGCCGGAAUCUGCCCACUGUGUUACAAAUCAUCGAACACGAACAACACUCGUACAGUGCGCUCAGCUCUAAAAGAUCGGCCGAAACGAAUGCGCUGCUGAAACAGUUUCCUCAGCUAGAGGAAUCGGAAGUGCUAGAACAUCCGGGUCUUCCGGGUGCAAUGAAAGAGCUAGCGCAAACUAAACCCACCCAUCUAAAGGGAGCCGGCAUACACAAAAUGUACGACACGUACGGGCUGGACGAGGAGCUGCUGGUGAAGCUGGGUGAAAUUAUGCAUUUUUCACUCGAUUUUCGGGACUACGAGCAGUACGUUGGUGCGCUGAAGGAUGGCUACAAGCACGAGCUGGCCACGAAGCUUCAGACGCGUCUUUCCGCCUAUCAGAACCUGAAGGAAUCGAUCGAUAACACUACCCUAAAGCCAACACGUACCGAGCGUAGGUAUAACUAUGCGUUCAAUCAAGAGAAAGGCAUUUACGAGGUGGCACCGUGUAAAGCGAACGUGCGUCUCCUGCUGGACGAUGAAUCCCGCGGUCAGCUACACAUAGUAACGGAUCAAAGCAAUUUCUACUGUGAAGCUGGAGGGCAACAGAGCGACACGGGACGGUUAACGAUGGGAGGUGGAAAAAGCGUGGACGUGAUCGCCGUUACCGAUCACAAUGGGUUUGUGAUGCAUUCCAUCGCAAAGCAACCGGAUGUCACACUGUCCGUUGGUGAGCAGGUUGAGCUGCAAGUUGACGCCGUCCGACGGACACAGCUAACCCUUCACCACACGGCAACUCAUCUGCUGAACGCAGUCGUACGCAAAAUGAUCCCACUUCCGAUGUGCCAACGAUCGAGUGCCGUUUCCGAACGAGGCUUUCGGUUGGAGCUUGCCAUCAGUGGGGAAAAGAUUACGCUAGACCAAAUAGCUGCGAUCGAGAGUGAAAUACGGUCGCUAAUCAAGCGAAACGAACCAAUCCGUGUGGCGGUGCGCAAUGCCAGCGAGCUCGAUUUCGCCACCAUUACAACGGUCCCGGGAGAAACGUAUCCCGAUCGGGGGCUGCGAGUUGUUUCGAUCGGCGAAGGCAUCUCGCGGGAACUAUGCUGCGGAACACACGCUACCAGCACGGGAGAGCUGCACGAUUUUGCCAUCACGAAUGUAACGCAAUCGAAGAAUGGAUGCUUUACGUUUCACGCCAUCGCUGGACCGGCUGCCGGGAAGGUUCAUUUCCAGGGCGCACAGAUCCAGAACGAUGUCAGCCAGCUGCAGCAAGACGCGGAUCAGAAUGAAACCCGACCGGAGGACAUUACGAUCAUCGAGACGCGGAUGCAGCGGUUGAAGAAUGUGCUGCUCACCGGAACGGACAAUAACAUCCACCUGCCGUACUGCGUGAGACAGCGGUGCUUGAACGUGAUCAAUGCGCUUUAUCAGAAGUUGAAAGAUCGUUCGAGAGAAUCGCUUCGCGAGUUGAUCGACAUUGAGAUGCGCAAUCUGAUGGAGCAAAGGCCGCCGGCGAGCGAUCGGUUUAUUGUUCACUUUCUUGAGUGUUCCAUCAUCCUGGAGGAGGUGCAGCUGAGCAAAGCGACCCGUCACUGUACCGAUCGUCCGAUUCUGGUUGUUAGCAUUACGGACAAUCAGGUGAAGGCACGUGCAACGGUCCCACCGGCGAUGGUAACCGAUCGAUUCAAUGCGGAACGAUGGUUGGCGGUGGUUGCUCAAAUGUUUAAGGCACAGACGGCCGCACCGAAGGGACAGAAUGCGGCCGAGGUGUGCAACAUGAAGGCGCGCAAGAUAAAGAUGAUGCAUUUUGAGGCAACGCUGGAGAAUGCGUUGCGGGCGGCCAAGACUUACGCGGAGGACCACUUCCGUUAGUGGUCCGAUUGGGAAGCAAAGGGCACAAAAGGGCAGGAAUAAAGUUGAUCGAAAUGCUUUUGUUUUGUUUAAAA
Messenger RNA from Anopheles stephensi (Asian malaria mosquito), 3193 nucleotides. RefSeq names its product alanine--tRNA ligase, mitochondrial (gene AlaRS-m). Gene Ontology annotation, biological process: alanyl-tRNA aminoacylation; tRNA modification. The record is from RefSeq and is a predicted model, not a curated record. Gene Ontology annotation, cellular component: cytoplasm; mitochondrion. Lineage: Eukaryota; Metazoa; Arthropoda; Insecta; Diptera; Culicidae. Bases 90 to 3119 code for a protein of 1009 amino acids. Gene Ontology annotation, molecular function: ATP binding; nucleic acid binding; aminoacyl-tRNA deacylase activity. The transcript is spliced from 4 exons.